AUCCUUGUUUUACUAAUCGCUUAUCAGGCUAUCCCAGUACGACUGGAAAAUAUAGAAGAUGCGCCCACGGUUGAACUGUUGUCCAACAUUUUCGGCGAGAACUUAGAAGAAGGCACUUUAAAUGUACAGAAAAGUUUGGAGGAAGAGGAGAUUUCUGAAGAUGUCAGCAGAAAUUCCCAGGAUGAUGGAUUCGAGGAAGUUACAACUAACGAGGACGAAAAGAUAGAAGACAUUGUGGAGAUCGAUGAGAAUAAUAUUUGGAAUAUUAUUAAAAAAAUUAAAGACACAUUAAGGAACUCUAUAGACGAUGUCAAGAGUAAACUGAAUGAGAUUCGCAAAAAGAUAAAUGAAGAGGCGCGGAUAAAUAACGUAGGCGUAGAAAAUUAUGGUAUCAUUGGAGAUAUCUUUGAAAAGGGCAUUAACAUUAAGAACACUAUUGAGAACAAAAUAAAAGAAACUGUGGAAAAUCUUGAGACCGAAAUUAAGAAGAACCUUAAUAAGAUUCUCGAUGAUGGAAAGGGAAUUUGGCAGAAAGGCGUCGACAUAAAGGAAAAGUUGAACACGAAGGUGGAAGAGAUAACGGAAAAUGUGUUGAAAAAUAUUCGAGAUGAGAUGCAGAAGAAUAAAGAACAAUUGGUGGAAGGAAUAAAGAAUAACGCGGAAAAUAUUGUCGGAGAGAUCAAAGUGAGGGUAAAGGAUUUUGUGGGGAAGACGCAGGACAACGUUGAUGAAAUUAAGAGGCAGCUGGAUAAGAAACUGGCGCAAAUUAUAGAGAAUGAUAUCAACAACAUCAAAGAGGAUGCGAAAGAUAUCGCUGGGAAGGCUGAAGGAGAAGUUAAACAACGAGUUGAGGCUCUUAUAGACACUAUAACGGAGAUAAGUAGCCGCACUGUCAAAGACAUUAAGGAAUUCAGUGAAAAACUCCGAGAGAACCUUGACAACGUUAAGGAGAAAAUUAAGGAUGAAGUCAGCGAAAUUCAGAAGGUGACACAAGAGAUUUUCAAAGAAAUAAAAGAACGAACGGCGGACACUGCUUCAAAGCUGAUAAAAGAUAUAGAAAGUGACAUCAACAUGAUCAAAGAGAGUGCGAAAGAUAUCACUGACAAGGUUGGAGGAGAAAUUAAGAAACGAGCUGAAACCAUUAUAAAUGACAUGAUUGAGAUAAGUAACAACAUUUUUACGAAAGCUAAGGAAUUCAAUGAAAAAGUCCGAAAGGACGUUGACGAAAUUACGGAGAAAAUUAAGGGCGAAGUCAGCAAGCAUCAGAAGAAGGCACAAGAGAUUAUCGAAGAAAUAAAGAAACAAACGAUGGAAAUUGCCUCAGAACUGAAAACAAAUAUCGAGAACAAUAUCAACAAGAUCAGAGAGAGUGCGAAAGAUAUCGUUGAAAACGUUGACGGAGAAAUUAAAAAGCAAGUUGAAAAUAUUAGGAAUAAGAUGAUGGAGAUAAGUAGCAAAAUUGUCAGCGAAAUUAAGGAAUUCGAUGAAAAAAUCCGAGAGAACCUUGACAACGUUAAGGAGAAAAUUAAGGGUAAGGUCAACGAAAUUCAGAAGAAGACUCAAGAGAUUAUUGAAAAAAUAAAAAAGCAAAGCACGACAAUAGUGACUGAUGUCUUGGAAAAAACUAAAGAAAACUUCGAUAAAAUGAGAGAGUACUUCACAAACGAAGUCGAGAAAAUUGUUAAGAAUUUGAAAGAACGGACGGUAGAAAUUGGCGAGAAUAUAAAGAACGAGAUACAGAAAAGAAUUAAGAAGGUCCAGGAAAUCGCUGAAGGAGUUAAAGGGAAUUGGAAAGAUACUAUUGGUGAUUUUCUAGAGAUAACGAAAAAUAUUAUUAGUCAAGUUCAAGAGACGGUAAAAAAAGUAAUUGACAGGCUCGGCGAAAGAACUGAGGAGAUUAAAAAGAAAAUUGAAGAGGCGAAUAAGAAGAUUAAGGAACUUCGAGGAAAAGUUAAAGGUAUGGCUGAGGAUGUCAUGGAAAAGACCGGAGAUAUGAUAGAGGAUGCAAAGAAUAGGGCGAAAGAUAUUAUGGGAAAAACAGGAGACAUGAUGGGGAAAGUGACCAAUGAAAUCCAAGGGAAAAUAACGGAAAAUAUAAAGGAAGGUACGAAGAUUGUAGAAAAUGUUGUAGGCGGUAUUCAUGAGAACAUGAACAAGGUGAAAGACGGAGUAAAAGACAACAUCAGAAAUGAUGUAGACAAGAUAACAAAGCGGACGCAAGAUAUUAUCAGCGGCAUAUUUGAAUAAGCAAUGCGUUGGAUUAACUUAAAUACAAUUAAAUUGCAUUGAACAAAAGUGGAAAUGUUCAGAAAACGUCAUAUGUCUCUCUUUGAUUGUCAUGAAAAUUCAAAAUUUCGAAUGAAAUAAAAUAUUAUACAGUCAAAAUUAAUUCGAAUGAACGAAAUUUAUGUAAUAACGUGUAUCAUAUAUGUUCCAGUGAGUUUGAAAGUCAACAAUAUACUCUUUUAUAUAGUCUCUUUAUUUUAUAUUAAAUAAAAUAACAUACUCAUUCGGAAAUCGUAACUAUUAUGAAAUUAAUAUAUAUGAAGAAAAAAAGAAAUAUGCAUUAAUACUAAUUAAUGUACAAUUAACUAUAAUCUUACGUACCUCUCAUAUUGUAAAAAAUUACAAAAAAAAUAAAGAACUUCUUUCUAUGCUGAGA
Ooceraea biroi (clonal raider ant) is the source of this 2662-nucleotide messenger RNA. RefSeq names its product chromosome partition protein Smc. Gene Ontology annotation, molecular function: lipid binding. NCBI's taxonomy places the organism in Eukaryota, Metazoa, Arthropoda, Insecta, Hymenoptera, Formicidae. Gene Ontology annotation, biological process: lipoprotein metabolic process; lipid transport. Gene Ontology annotation, cellular component: extracellular region. The record is from RefSeq and is a predicted model, not a curated record.